Molecule: messenger RNA, 4054 nt
Organism: Megalops cyprinoides (Indo-Pacific tarpon)
Lineage: Eukaryota; Metazoa; Chordata; Actinopteri; Elopiformes; Megalopidae
Product: nuclear factor NF-kappa-B p105 subunit-like
Exons: 24
Coding region: 372-3332 (986 amino acids)
Biological process (GO): cellular response to stress; innate immune response; response to cytokine
Cellular component (GO): cytoplasm
Molecular function (GO): RNA polymerase II cis-regulatory region sequence-specific DNA binding; DNA-binding transcription factor activity, RNA polymerase II-specific; protein binding
Source: RefSeq, a predicted model, not a curated record
CAAGGUUUUAACAAACACCGAGGAGUCAGAGUACGCUACUUUGCCAGCUACAUGACUCUACUCUGGACGGAUAUAAGAAAGAGCGUAUAACUUUUAACCACUAUUUAUAUGUACGUUUAAUGUUUUUAUAUAGUUACUAAUUCUCCUUUAACGUCUGGACGCUUUGUUUAGCCAAAUGCAUAAGACUGACACGGCACAUUGUAGCUAGCUAGCUAGCUAGACUAGCUAACUCGUUAUAGCAAGCUAAGACGGAGUGACACUAGCUAUAUAAACAACUAGCUGGCUGCUUAGCUGUUUAUUCUAAGCACAGUUCACUUGUUAUCUGAGUUGCCUACAGAAACCUGGACGACGUGUGACUCGGAAAAGGCAGCAUGGCAGAGGAGGAUCCCUACCUGCCACCUCAUUUUUUGGAUGUGGAUCUGCAGACGCCAUGGAUAGGAAUGGACACCCUCCAUUUUCAGCCCAUGCCCCACACGAACAACCUGAGGCUAGCAGAUGGACCUUACCUCCAAAUCAUAGAGCAGCCCAAGCAGAGGGGCUUCCGGUUCCGCUACGGGUGCGAGGGUCCAUCCCAUGGGGGGCUUCCAGGAGCCUCCAGCGAGAAAAAUAGGAAGUCCUACCCUCAAGUGAAGAUCUGCAACUACCAGGGCCCCGCGAAGGUGGUGGUCCAGCUGGUCACCUGCUCCAAGGACCCUCACCUCCACGCCCACAGCCUGGUGGGCAAGCAGUGUGACAAGGGCGUGUGCAUCGCCGACCUGCAGCCCAAAGACUCCAGCAUCAGCUUUCCGAAUCUGGGCAUCCUCCAUGUGACAAAGAAGAACGUGAGUAAGACUCUGGAAGAGCGCAUGACAGAGGCCUACAGGAUGGGCUACAACUGCGGCAUUGUCAUCCACCCCGAGAUUGACUGCCUCCAAGGGGAGGUCCGCCUGCCCAGGGAGCUCACAGAGCACCAGAAGAGUCUGAUUGCCACUGCAGCAAUGGCUCAGUCUAAAGAGAUGGAUCUGAGCGUGGUGCGGCUCAUGUUCACCGCCUUCCUGCCAGACAGCGAUGGCGGCUUCUCGCGGAGGCUGGACCCCGUCAUCUCCGACCCCAUCUACGACAGCAAGGCCCCAAACGCCUCCAACCUGAAGAUCGUGCGGAUGGACCGCACGGCGGGCUGCGUCACUGGCGGAGAGGAGGUGUACCUCCUGUGUGACAAAGUGCAGAAAGAUGACAUCCAGGUGCGCUUCUACGAGGAUGACGAGACGGGGCUGACUUGGGAGGCCUACGGGGACUUCAGCCCAACGGACGUUCACAGGCAGUUUGCAAUCGUCUUCAAGACCCCGAAGUACCGCGACCUGAACCUCCAGAAGCCCGUUUCUGUGUUUGUGCAGCUGAAGAGGAAGUCAGACAACGAGACCAGCGAGCCCAAGCCCUUCACCUACCACCCGCAGGUCAUCGACAAGGAGGAGGUGCAGCGGAAGAGGCAGAAGACCCUGCCCAACUUCCAGGACUACGGUCCCUCAGGGGCGGGAGGCGCCGGGGGAAUGUACAGGGGGGGCGGGGGCGGCCCUGCCACGGGAGGGGGUCCCGGCACUGGAGGAGGCCACUCCUACUUCCAGGCCUACUCCGCCUACGGGAACAACAGCUACGGGAGUGGCUACUCGUACUCCCAGGGCGGGGGCGGGACUGGCAUGAAGCACGCCUCGCAGGCCCCCCCAGGUGACGCAGGCGAUGGCGGAGACAGCGACAGUGACGAUGACCCGGCAGCUGGGGCGGUGGUGAGGGCCAGUCCGGCCUCCGUGACUCAGGAGGUGGCCUGUGCAGGUGGCGAGAGAGGCGGAGAGGCGGGGCCCGAGGAGGAGGCGGGGCUGGCGUCAGAGCAGGCUCUCCCUGAACCCACAGAGGGCCGAACCCACGAGUGUCUGCUGGAGCAGAGGAUGGUGGAGCUGGCCCAGCGGCAGGCCCAGGCCCUCUUCCAGUACGCCGUCAGCGGGGACGUCCGCAUGCUGCUGGCUCUGCAGCGGCCCCUCAUGACCACCCAGGACGAGAACGGAGACACAGGCCUGCACCUUGGGGUCAUUCACAGCCGGACGGACACAGUUAGGAGUUUGGCUGAGGUCAUCUCUGUCCUUCCAGGGGAGGACGUGGUCAAUAUGAGGAACGACCUCUACCAGACCCCGCUGCACCUGGCCGUCAUCACGCAGCAGGAGGAGGCGGCGGCGGCCCUGCUGGAGGCGGGGGCGGACGUCAGCCUCGCCGACCGCCACGGAAACACGGCCCUGCACCUGGCCGCCCAGCAGAAGGAGGGGAGGAUGGUGGAGCUGCUGCUGCAGCACCGGGAGACGGCCGGGCUCCUCGACCUUCCCAACGCCGCAGGGCUGUGUGCGCUCCACCUGGCCGUGCUGGCGAACAGCCUGGGGGCUCUGAGGCAGCUGCUGCAGGGCGGGGCCGACACCGACGCCCGGGAGCUGAGCUGCGGCCGGACGGCGCUGCACCUGGCCGUGGAGCUGGACAACAUCUCCCUGUCGGGCUGCCUGCUGCUGGAGGGAAACGCACACGUGGACUCCUGCACUUACAACGGCUCCACCCCCCUCCACAUCGCCGCUGGCCGCGGCUCCAUCAAGCUGACCGCCCUCCUCAUGGCCGCAGGCGCGGACCCGCAGAAAGAGAACGGCGAGCCUUUGUACGACAGCGAGGAUGAGUGCUACGCCGAGGAAGAGGAGGAUGAGGAUGAGGGCUUCGUCCCGGGGACCACGCCGCUCGACAUGGCCGCCUCCCCUGAGGUUUAUGAGCUUCUGAAUGGUAAACAGUACCAGCCAGAAACCAGCUAUCUCACUGUGCCUCCACAAGGAGACCUCCAGAAGCUGGAUCAGGGAUCCAGGCAGGCGCUGUGCCGGGCCCUGGAGCAGCCCCCGCAGAGUUGGGAGAGCCUGGCCGACGUGCUGGGUCUUCGCGUCCUCAGCAGCGCCUUCAGACUGAGCCCGUCCCCCGCCCACACGCUACUGGACAGCUACGAGGUAUCGGGCGGCACCCUGAAGGAGCUGCUGGAGGGGCUGAGGACUGUGGGCAACAGAUGCGCCCUGGAUGUCCUGCAGAAGGCGCUGUGUGGGGCCAUGUGUCAGGAGGAGGACGCGUUCCCCCCUCAGACGGCAGACAGACUCGCAGACGGGCCCGUCCCUCAGCACGCGCUGGACCUGAAGGGGGGCGAUCCCGAGGAGGGGUACGCGUGCGACAGCGGGGUGGAGACCUCCUUCAUGAAGCUGAGCCUGAGCCUGUCGGGGUCGCUGUGCGGGCCCCCCGAGCCGUCCGAGGUGCCCGCCCCCGGGCUCUACGCGCCGGGGGAGGUAUAGCGGCGGCCCGACCCGCCAGCAUGUGCACCUCGCAGCCCAGCGCCCACACAAGACUGCAUCAGCCUCAGCGGGCUCCAGGGGGCGCUAGGACGGAGUCCCUUCCAGCACAUCAUUCCUCAGGCAUAAGCUCUGUUCACUUCAGAUGCAGUAGUGAUGCACUUGACAAUUUUUUUGCUUCGUUUUGCAUAUAGUUAUUAUGGUUUUUUUUUUAACUGCUCAUGAGUGCUGAGAAUGAAAUAUUCAAGAAUUUUUAACAAGGGGGAGCGGGACAUACUACUGACAAGUGGUCACAGACAUUCUCUGUCGACAGAGUCCGUUUGAGAUUUUUGUCUCUCUCCUGAUCCAUGGAAUCAUGCCUUACGUGCGAUGUGGGGAGUGAAAACACCUGGCUUCGUUUCAGCUGGGUUGCAUACAGCGCUCAGAAGUCCGGAGAAGGAAGAGGACGCCACUUUCAGCCCUGGAAUUGAGAGGCCCCUGAGGGGCUGUUCUCAUGAGAGAACGGCAUCAGUCUUCACUGUGAGCAGGUGACAUAACUACCGAUAUCAGUCCUGUCCAUGUAUAGGAAGCCUGUGAUAUUACAGCAGUGAAUGCAGACAACCAUGACAAUACCUGUGCUAUAGCAGAAACAGUAGCCUUUUGCUGCCUUCCUUGCCCAUGGUCCCAAUAGAGCACUUGAACAAUAAGAAUGAUCAUGAAAAUUGAUGCUUGUUUGUCUGGGGGGG